Messenger RNA from Stylophora pistillata, 1958 nucleotides. RefSeq lists its product as uncharacterized. The record is from RefSeq and is a predicted model, not a curated record. Gene Ontology annotation, biological process: proteasome-mediated ubiquitin-dependent protein catabolic process; protein polyubiquitination. Gene Ontology annotation, molecular function: protein binding; ubiquitin protein ligase activity. Lineage: Eukaryota; Metazoa; Cnidaria; Anthozoa; Scleractinia; Pocilloporidae.
AAAGAUGUUUAUAAACUCAGCACAAAAUCAUUAGGGUUUGACUGCUUAGAAAUAAGAGUGGAAUGUCUCACCUUAGAGAGCCUUGAAAGACUUUGGGAAAACUACCUCUCUCGCUGCCUCGAUGAAUUCGCCAAGAAAUAUAUUCUAACGACUGAAGCUCUAGAGAAACUCAACCUGACAGUAAUGAAGUUAACAACUAUCAUUGAAAAAGAGGACUACGAGACAUGCAGAAAGUCUUUCACAGAACGUGUGAAGCCAUCGAAAGAAGUAACAAGUUCAGGCGCUGCUGUGAAACUGCAUGAAAUAACUGUUAAAAUCACCACCCACAAUAUUGGAAGUGAAAACCGAAAGAAGUUCAAUCAAAAUUUUGUAGCCGACGUUUUUUUGUUCGUGAACUACAAGACAGUCUCUCCGACCAAAGGACUUGGCACCUUUCUCAAAUAUUUGGAAGAUGAUUACGACCUGCGAAUCAAAGCAUUGGGGUUCGGCUGUUUGGGGAUAGGAUUGGAAUGCUCAAGUGUGGAAGGCCUUGAAUAUCUGUGGACGGACUACAAGUCAGGUCAACUCGAUGGAAUUGCCUCGAGAUGCCUUGUCACUGAUGGAGUAACGAACAAAGCUCCACCGCGAGAAGUAAAGUUGAGAACUUUUAUUAGAGAUGAAGAGUACGUCGCGUGUAAGGAAUCUUUCUUUGAAAGAAGUAAGCCUCUGACAACAGGUGCUAGUCGAGAAAACACUUCAUCACGUCAUACUGACCAUUCGAAGUCACAAGCUGAAGGAAACGGCUUAAAGGAAGCCGAACAGGGCGCUGAAGCUAGUUUCACAAUCACUACACGAGAUUCAGAAGGAAAACAGUUUUACAGCGAACAAGAACGCGUGACCGUCACCAUCAGAUCUCCGACAGGAGAAGAAGUAGCGAAAACAACAGAUGUUGAAAAUGGUUAUUACAAAGUACAUUACAAGCCGAAGAAACUAGGACGACACAACGUUACAAUAGAAAUCAACGGAUGGCCACUGACCAGUAGUCCCUGGAGAGUUAACGUGAAGCCGCAUCAGUACAAAGUAGUUAGGCCGUAUGGAUCGUUUGGAAGAAUAGAGGGAGAAUUUAUCGCACCGAUAAGUAUUGCAAAGAAUGAAAAAACCGGAGAAAUUGCGGUGGCAGAUUUUGUCAAAUACCGCGUUCAGGUUUUUGAUGAGAAUUUGAAAUACCCCAGGACAAUAGGGGGCGAGACGGGAUCACAAACUGGUGCAGCUGUGAAGAUUGGUCGUCCUGUGUCCAUAGCAUUCUUAAGAAAUGGUGAUAUGAUAGUCAUUCAUGGCGCUUUUGAUUUAAAUGAAAUGUCUCUAAUCACUAAUGAGGGACAGUUUAUCCAACAGUUCAGUGAGCACUUAAUAAAUCCCCGAACUGUGUCUGUUAAAGCUGAUGGAAACGGUCACGUGGUUGUUCUUGAUGAAGGUGACCGUAAAAUCAAGGUCCUUUCCUCAGACGGUGCUCAUUUGCUUCAAUUCUUCCGAAUCCCAGAUUUCGACAUUGACGUUACCUGCGUUUGUUAUCAUCACGACAAGGUCUUUUUGUCGUAUCCCUUAACGCACUGUGUUAAGGUUUUCAACGAGAAAGGUGAAUAUGAAUACAGCAUUGGCAGCGAGGGGUCUGGUGAAGGACAGCUCAUGUACCCCCGAGGUCUUGCUGUUGAUACUUUUGAUAACCUAAUUGUCUGUGACAGUAGCAAUUCCAGACUUCAAAUGUUUACUCAGGAUGGUGAGUUUCUCAGGUCGUUUGGUAAAGAAAUCUAUGCUCCCUUGGCUAUAACAGUUUGUAAAAAUGGGGACUUGCUUGUCACUGACAAUAGACAGCACUGUGUUGUUCAUUUACGAUAAGCUUUUUCCUCCUUUUUUUUUGUUAAUUUUUCUCUUUGAUCCACUUAUCCAGCAGUCUCUUUGUAAGCUAAUAAAUGUACGGA